Molecule: messenger RNA, 2211 nt
Organism: Diachasma alloeum
Lineage: Eukaryota; Metazoa; Arthropoda; Insecta; Hymenoptera; Braconidae
Gene: Arr1
Product: phosrestin-2
Exons: 1
Coding region: 42-1166 (374 amino acids)
Biological process (GO): signal transduction; G protein-coupled receptor internalization
Cellular component (GO): cytoplasm
Molecular function (GO): G protein-coupled receptor binding
Source: RefSeq, a predicted model, not a curated record
UAACAGCAAAACUGAAUAACCGGGAAUCUUAAGCCAUCAAAAUGGUCGUAAACUUCAAAGUUUUCAAGAAAUGUUCUCCAAAUGGAAAACUUUCUCUCUACCUUGGUAAACGUGAGUUCGUCGAUUACUUAUCUGGUACAGAGGCUAUCGACGCAGUCCUGCGAGUGGACCAGGACUACAUAGACUCAGGUCGAAAGGUCUUCGGCCAAUUAAUCUGCAGUUUUCGUUAUGGACGCGAAGAGGACGAGGUGAUGGGCCUGAAUUUCCAAAAAGACCUCUGUCUGGCUUCGGAGCAGAUCUACCCUCCUCAAAAAACCGACUGCAACAGGACUCGUUUGCAAGAUCGUCUCUUGAAGAAAUUAGGCUCCAGCGCUGUUCCGUUCACCUUCACCUUCCCCCAAUCUUCUCCAGCAAGUGUCACUCUUCAACAAGGAAAGGAGGAAGGUGGUGAUCCUUGUGGUGUUAGCUAUUACGUCAAGAUCUUCUGUGGCGAACAUGAUAGCGAUUUCACUCAUAAAAGGAGCACCAUUUGUCUUGGCGUAAGGAAGAUUCAAUUUGCACCGACUAAAGAAGGCAGACAACCGUGCACUGUAGUCAGAAAGGACUUCUUACUGAGUCCUGGAGAGCUGGAGCUUGAGGUAACACUCGAUAAGCAGAUUUAUAAUCACGGGGAGCCAAUUGCUGUUAAUAUUUGUGUCAGAAAUAACAGUAAUAAAAUGGUAAAAAAGAUAAAAGCUUUGGUGCAACAGGGGAUAGACGUCGUUAUCUUCCAGAAUGGACAGUUCAGGACAGUUAUUGAUGCUGUUGAGACGCAGGAUGGUUGUCCUAUCAGUCCAGGGUCCACGUUGCAAAAGGUAAUAUACCUCAGACCUGAUCUAGAGUGUAACAGAGAGAGACGGGGGAUUGCACUUGAUGGAAAACUAAAGAGGGAGGAGGAUCAACUCGCUUCGAGUACCUUGUUAACCACUCCUGACGUCAGGGAUUCGUUUGGAAUUGUUGUUUCUUAUGCUGUAAAAGUUAAGUUAUAUCUUGGUGCACUUGGGGGAGAACUCACAGCCGAGCUACCUUUCAUUCUCAUGAGACCUAAGCUCUCGGAGAAGAUCAAACUGGUGCCAACUGAGAGCGUUAUGAUCGAGGAUGUUCCAGAGGACAAGAUCAAGGAGUAGUCAGAGCUGGACAGAUUUUGAGUGAGAAAUUUAGAGGGGAAGUGGUAAAAUGAUGGAAGGUGGCUUGACAGGUUUGAAAAUGUUGAGAUUUUCUUAGAUGUGAUCAGAAUGAGAAACCCUCAUAGAAACUCUUUUCCAAAAUGGUCUAUUGCCGUCCUUCGAAAUUGAUAAUGACAGAAAUAAUUGAAGAAUUAAUGAGUGAUACAUUAACAUCAGCCUUUUACCACUUUUCUACUAUCGUUUUGAUUCGCCCAAAGGAAAAAACUAAACCGAUUCUUGUUCAAUUUCCUAUUUCAAUUUUUCCAAUGAAAAAUUUUGGAUUGAGAACUCUUCGUUAUUUUUCUUCCCGAAAUAUUCAUUAUUGAUCACUAAAUGUUUUAUGGCUCUUCAACUUGAACUAUAAUUUUUAAAUUGUUUAAAUUCUGGUCAAACCCAAAUAAAUUGGUUUCUUCGCUUCAUCUUUUUGAAUAAUUUUUAAUAGAUUCUCCAUGAUUUCUGUUAAAUUAUUGUUCAAGUAAGAAUCGAAAAAAGUGUCGCUCCGGAAGGAUUUUCCGUGGAUUACGAUGGCAAGUUUUAUCCGACUCACCUAGCAACGAAUGUUGUUGGACGAACGAGCGUAGUAAAGUCAACCAUAUCGUAGGAAUUUGUCUGAUUCGAAAACAUCACCGGAGUGUACUACACAAAAUGCCAAAAUAUCCCAAUAUAUAUAAUAAAUAUAUAUGAAUAAAGUAAUCAACUAACUAGUUUGUAACUGAGAGGAUACGACACACUUUCGAUUGUAUUUGUACUUCGCUUUAACGAUCCAAAAAUCUAUUAUACUCCAUUAUGAAUUAUUGAUAUUUCACUUAUAUAUUAGCGAAAGAUUACUCAAGAAAUAAGAUGUUAUAAUUAAUAAUAUUUCGAAUACAUUGGUAUGAAACAGUAUGUAAUCAAUACCAUUUCUAUAAUAACAGCUACUCAUGUAUUCUUUGUUAUGUAAACUCUAAUAUUUUGUCGUCUUGAAGAAUGUUCCCAAUAAAUAGAAAACGACUGAAAGCUUGGAAAA